AUGUCGACCCUCAUAGGGCAAGCGCCCACCAACCUUGGGCCGUUGACGACGACAUUCACACCGCCGGCGGCGUGUACUGUCGCGGUUGGCGCGGGUCGUGGUGGUCUGGCUGGGUUGCUGGGCGGCGGGGGCGAUAACCACGUCGCGUACCUAGCACAGGCGUGCUCGCGAGGGAAGGCUUUCGAUGCCACUUCCUGUUGGCCGGCAACGUCCAAGGGUGCCGAGGAGAAGGAACCGCCACUUCACGGAUGGGGCUUCUACUCGCCGGGCCUCCACUGCCCCAUCGGAUACGCGACGGCAUGCUCGGCUACAGGAGGGAGCGGCGGAAGCUCAGGUUGGCCGGUCCAGUUCAAGCUGCGAGACGGGGAGACGGCCGUCGGCUGCUGUCCAAGCGGCUAUGGCUGUGCGAACGUGAACGGUCAGACGUGCACAAUGGUGGCAAUGUCGGACACUAUCCCAACCGUCACAUGCGACGGAACCAAGAGCGGCGACUUCGCCUUUCAAACAAUCCCCGAUAUCGAAGCAACCAUCACGGCACUCAGUUUAUUCGCCCCGAUGAUCCAGAUCAACUGGCAGAGCAGUGACCGCGCCGAACCGAGCAGUACCUCCACCCCAAAGAUCACCGCCUCAUCACCAUCAAAGCCCGCUGCCGCCACCAAAACGACAUCAGCAAGCCACCAAAUUACCGCGUCCGGGACGCAAACCAUAGACCUUAGCGCAACAUCCGGCCCGGAAAGCGAAACGCUCGUCCUCGAUAACAGCGCCCAUACCACAGGAGGAGACGCGAACGUGGACCUCAAUCUCGGUACCGACUCCCCAAUUGCAACCAGCACCCCCUCCCUCCAAGAAGGAAAGGUGGGAUCCGACGACGGCGACGACUCAUCCUUCAGUUCAGGCGCAAAAGUAGCCAUCGGCGUGACCGGCGCAGUGGCUCUCGUGAUGGUGCUGGUUUGCGCGCUUUUUUAUUUCUGGCGGCGACGGCAGCAGCGACGGGAAGAGGCCGAGCUGGACGCGAUGUUCGAUGGUGGGUGUGGUGGUGGUGGUGGUGUUGGACCAAAGCACACCAUGACGGACGGAGGCGACUUUACGAGCAAUGAUGACAUCCCCGGGUGGUAUCGUGGGCAGAGGUUGGCUGCGGCUCCAACUCGGGAUCCAUUCUUUAUUAGGGAUGCAGGAGGUGGUGUUCGGGAUGAGACGAUGUCGGCCGAGCCCACGCGCCCGCUGCUGUUGCCUCAGAACCGCAAGCUGCGACACCUUCGCGGUAUCGCUCUAAGGAACUUGCGCUUCUCACGACCCCGCGGCCAAACCAUUGACGAUGCCGCCCUCAAUAAGAGCCCCGCAAAGCUCGAGUCGAUGCGCAAUGCGCCGCAGCUCCACCAUGCCCUCUCCUCCGAAGACCUUCGACCGCCGGCUGCGCGCAGGAGGAGCACCAACCUUGCCAAUGCCAGCCCGGCCGCAAGACAGAAGAAAUUCGAGGACUCGUUCGACGGCAAGCUCGCCGAUGCCUUCUUCUCGCUGCAUGUCGAGGGCGAUGAGGACCCCAUUUAUAUCAGUGAGGUGGCAGAGCGCGCGACGAACUUCAACUUCCGGCUCUUCGAGCUGGUCGACCUCGACUCGUCCAUCACACAAUCCCCGCAGGUGACAAUCAGGGUAUGGGCCAGGCGCCAUGACGCGUGGACCCUCCUGCUUGAGGACGAAGUCGACCUGCGAGCCCUCAAUUGGCUGGGCAGCCUUCAGAGCGUCCACUUCCCGCCGAACAGUCUGGUCUUCUACAUGGUUGACGGUAUCUACUCGCUCGAGCUCUCUAGCAAGCCUGCGCCGCCAAAGCAUACUCCUCCGGCCCCAAUCUCGUCAUACAAUGCGUUGAUGAGAUUGGCUACACUCGAUAAUUCGAUCCAGGACGGUCUUGCGACCCGCGAGCGCCUUACGCAGCAGAUUAACGACCUUCUUAGUCGAGAAGCGAAGAAUGGUGUCCCGGCAGCCGAAGAUCAACUCGCCUUGACAACAAAAUACCUUGCGCAACAACGGCGAGCCGUGGCCGCAGCCAAAAAGCGCAACGAGGAACUGAAGACCUCCAUCACCGCGCGCAGGGAAGCCAUAGCCCAGGGCCGCGACGCUCAAGAGAAGGCGGCCCAAGACGUCUCGAACGCGACAGAGAAGCUUACCCAGUCGCAAGCCCUUCUCGCCCAAACGAAGUCUGGAAUUCGCGGUCAACGCCGCCGCAUCUGCGAAGACCUCUCCCGCAUCUACAACAUUGCCCCUGUUCCCGACGCGCCCCCCCUGUCCUUCCAGAUUUGCGGCCUACAUCUCCCCAACACAAAUUACGACUCCACGUCCAAGUCACCCACCAUUACUGAAGACAGCAUGUCGGCCGCCCUCGGCCUGGUUGCGCAGCUCACCGACUCCCUGCAGUACUACCUCGCCGUGCCGCUCCCCUAUCCCAUCCGCCCGUUUGGCUCCCGGUCCAGCAUACGCGACGAUAUCUCCCAGCUUCCCGAUCUGCAGCGCGAGUUCCCGUUGUAUUUGCCUCGCGGAGGAUCCAGCGCCCAGUUUCGGUUCGACUACGGUUGGUUCUUGCUAAACAAGGAUAUCGAGGCGCUGUGCAGCUCGCAGGGAUUGAAGGUGGUGGACAUACGACAUACACUACCCAAUCUCAAGUACCUGCUGUAUGUCUGCAGCGCGGGGAGCGAAGAGGUGCCGGAGCGGAAGAGGGGCGGGGUUAGGGGGUUGUGGGCUGGUAGAUUGAAGGGUGGCAGCAGUGUUACCGCUGAUGAUGCCAGUAGCGGGGGUGCAGGAAGUCGACGGGGGAGUGAAGAGAGUGAUAGGAUGGGGAGACCCAGGGACGAGUUCAGGAAGGCGGUUGCUUCUGCCGGAAGGGAAAGGAACCAUGUCGACGACAUGAUCGAUGGGGGUGUGAUGCUGCCCUUCGCAGAAGGGGAGACCAAGUUGACGUUGAGGACCAAGGGGCUGAGGGAGAGCGCGGCGGCUGAAUGA
Messenger RNA from Chaetomium strumarium, 2994 nucleotides. Its product is annotated as UV radiation resistance protein and autophagy-related subunit 14-domain-containing protein. Gene Ontology annotation, biological process: SNARE complex assembly. The transcript is spliced from 4 exons. NCBI's taxonomy places the organism in Eukaryota, Fungi, Ascomycota, Sordariomycetes, Sordariales, Chaetomiaceae. The record is from RefSeq and is a predicted model, not a curated record. Gene Ontology annotation, cellular component: endosome; lytic vacuole. Gene Ontology annotation, molecular function: SNARE binding. The coding region runs from base 1 to 2994 and encodes 997 amino acids.